GUUGAUUUUCCAUAUAGUCUAAAGAAACAGGUGGAGGAAGCCUUGUUUAAUGCAUUAAGAUCUAUUGUAUCUGAAAAUGAAGAAAAAAAUAGCACUCAAACUGCUCAAGUUAUAUUACAAGAAAAAGAAGAACAAAAUGCUUGUCAAAUUAGGACUAAUUUGUUGGAUGAGCAUAUUCAAGUAUUGGCAAGAAAAAGACACAAUUUGAAUUUGAAUGAUUUUGAAGAAGGAUUAUCAACUCCACCAAAAAAGGCCACUGAUAUAACAGGAGUGGGAAAAAAUAACGAUUCAUCAUCCAGUUUUGGAGUAUUACCUAGUGAUGAAGAAAGUUUUUCUGUUCCACCUACAAAUGUUUUCUCUAAUCAAGAACAACAUGAAGAACAACAUGAAAAUGAAAAUACUUAUAUAAAUGAUAUUCAGUCAUCUCAUGAGUUAGAGCCAUCGAAAGAAAAUCACAAGACAAUCUGCCAGGAGAAAUGGAAUGCAGUCAUAAAACCUCUUGUGAAAAAGUAUCAAAAAAACUUAGUGCCAAAAUCUGUUUUUGACAAUUUUCCUUUGGAUCUUACAAUUGAAGAAAUUACUGAGAGACCGUAUACAGGAACAUUCAACUAUAGAGAACAUCACAACUCAUUAUGGGUUCAAGAUCUAUACAAGCAAUUGUAUGUAAUAAGAGUAUUGUGUUUUCCAUCAUCAUUAACAAAUAUCAUUUCACUAUCACAUCUAAAGUGUUAA
Messenger RNA from Entrophospora candida, 732 nucleotides. The record is from the annotation of a GenBank genome assembly. NCBI's taxonomy places the organism in Eukaryota, Fungi, Glomeromycota, Glomeromycetes, Entrophosporales, Entrophosporaceae.